Messenger RNA from Apis cerana (Asiatic honeybee), 1241 nucleotides. Its product is annotated as neuropeptide Y receptor type 1. Gene Ontology annotation, biological process: G protein-coupled receptor signaling pathway. The record is from RefSeq and is a predicted model, not a curated record. Lineage: Eukaryota; Metazoa; Arthropoda; Insecta; Hymenoptera; Apidae. Gene Ontology annotation, molecular function: G protein-coupled receptor activity. Gene Ontology annotation, cellular component: membrane.
AUAUACAAUGGAAUUAUCAUAUAGAGAAUAAUUAUGAUUUUACAUCUGCUAAUUUGGAAGUAUGAUUUUGUUUAAAAUAUCGAUUACAUUUUACAUUCACUAUUAAUAUAAUUGACAAAUAUAUAAAUUCUUAGUGGGAAAAUAUCGACACUAGUAAGUAUAUAUUUCCCAGAGAAAUUUGGGAAAUACGUCCUAUGUGGGAAAUAAUUGUAAAAAUCAUCAGCAUUUUACCAAUUAUCAUCAUUGGAUCUUUUGCUAAUGGUGGAUUAAUCUACGUGAUACUCAAAGAAAAAUCUUUACAUACUACAACUAAUCUCUUAAUUGUGAAUAUGUGUAUCGCGGAUUUAGGUACAUGCUUAAUAUGUCCAUGGAUGUUUCUUUGCAUCGAUCUAUUUCAAAAUUAUAUUUUGGGAGAGAUUGGUUGUCGAUUGGAUGGAUCAUUGGUGCAUGCUUUAACAUUAGUUGCAGUUUUUAAUUUGAGUGCAAUUAGUUAUGAUCGUGUUUCUGCUAUUGUCCUUAAUUGCUCAGGAAAAUUAACAAAAAGGAUGAUGUAUAUUUUACUUUUCUCUACUUGGAUUUUUGGAAUAUCUGUUGCCAUUCCUUUGAUUUAUUUUCGGCAUUAUUAUGAAAGACAAUGGAAAAAUUAUUUAGAAACUUAUUGCACUGAAGAUACUGUGCUUAUUUAUCCUUAUUGGCAUAUUUUUGCUGGUUUAAGUGUUUGGGCACCAUUGACUAUCAUGGCAAUAUGUUAUACAGCUAUUUUUAUCAAAUUAGAUCGCUAUGAAUCACAAGCUCUAAAAAAUAAAUAUCCAAUUGUGGUAAAAUAUAAAGGAAAAGUAACACAAAUAUUGGCUCUUAUAGUUGUAGCAUUCAUUAUAUGCCGUGUACCAUUUACCGCAUUAAUAAUUCGUAGAGCACAAUUAUUAAAAGAAACGCCUAAAACGGGACAAGCAGAAACUAUAUAUCCAUUAUGGUAUAUUAGCAGAUAUUUAGUAUUAGUUAAUGCGGCAAUAAAUCCUUUAUUAUAUGGCUGUAGUAGUAGUUCACUAAGGAAGAAAUUAAUGUUGUGUUCUGUUACAUCUUGGCUAAUGCAAAAAAAAAAACAAAAAGUGUUAAAAACUUGUAUUAUCUCAGGAUUAAAAACACAAAAUUCUCAUAAUCUAAAACCACAAUUUCCUUGUAUACGAAUCUUUUAUAAAGACAGAAACACAAUACCACAGAUUUCAUCGACUAUUAUAUGA